Messenger RNA from Gopherus evgoodei (Goodes thornscrub tortoise), 5223 nucleotides. It is a transcript of the gene PPIL4, whose product is annotated as peptidylprolyl isomerase like 4. Gene Ontology annotation, cellular component: nucleus. Gene Ontology annotation, biological process: protein peptidyl-prolyl isomerization. The record is from RefSeq and is a predicted model, not a curated record. The transcript is spliced from 13 exons. NCBI's taxonomy places the organism in Eukaryota, Metazoa, Chordata, Testudines, Testudinidae. Bases 72 to 1310 code for a protein of 412 amino acids. Gene Ontology annotation, molecular function: RNA binding; peptidyl-prolyl cis-trans isomerase activity.
UGCCGGAGGCGGCCGGGCGGGGCCGCGCUGCUGGGCCUGGCGCGCGGUUGUGGUUCCGGGGCGUGGCGGCCAUGGCCGUGCUGCUGGAGACCACGGUGGGCGACCUGGUGAUCGACCUGUACACGGAGGAGAGGCCCAGAGCUUGUCAGAAUUUUCUGAAGCUUUGCAAAAUCAAGUACUACAACUACUGCCUCAUUCACAGUGUACAGAGGGAUUUUAUUAUACAAACUGGUGACCCCUUGGGGACUGGCCGUGGAGGGGAAUCUAUCUUUUGUAAACUCUAUGGUGAUCAAGCUAGAUUUUUUGAGGCAGAAAAAGUGCCAAGAAUUAAGCACAAGAAAAAGGGAACCGUGUCAAUGGUGAACAAUGGCAAUGAUCAACAUGGAUCUCAGUUUCUUAUUACUACAGGGGAAAACCUAGAUUACCUUGAUGCUGUGCACACAGUGUUUGGAGAAGUAACAGAAGGCAUGGAUGUAUUAAAGAAAAUUAACGAGACCUUCGUUGACAAGGAGUUUGUUCCUUAUCAAGACAUCAGGAUAAAUCAUACAGUGAUAUUAGAUGAUCCAUUUGAUGACCCUUCUGGUUUGAUAAUACCUGACUGCUCCCCAGAGCCCACCAAGGAACAACUAGAUAGUGGCAGAAUAAGAGCAGAUGAAGAAAUUGAUGACUUCAAAGGAAAGUCUGUUGAUGAAGUGGAAGAAAUUCAGGCAGAGAAAGAAGCAAAAACUCAGGCCAUUCUUUUGGAAAUGGUGGGAGAUUUACCAGAUGCAGAUAUCAAACCACCAGAAAAUGUGCUGUUUGUUUGUAAACUGAAUCCUGUGACCACAGAUGAAGACCUGGAGAUAAUAUUUUCACGAUUUGGGCCCAUUAAAAGCUGUGAAGUAAUUCGAGACUGGAAGACAGGUGAAUCUCUUUGUUAUGCUUUCAUUGAAUUUGAAAAGGAGGAAGAUUGUGAGAAAGCCUACUUCAAAAUGGAUAAUGUGCUGAUAGAUGACCGGAGAAUACAUGUGGAUUUUAGCCAAUCUGUUGCCAAGAUUAAAUGGAGAGGAAAAGGUGGGAAGUAUACCAAGGAUGACUUCAAAGAGUAUGAAAAGGAACAUGAUAAACAUUGCAAAUUAAGUUUGAAGGAAAAAGUAAAGCCAAAUCAAGACGCGAAAUAUGACCUUGUGCUGGAUGAGGAGAUAGAGGAGGCUAGAGCAAGUCACCUACACUCGGAUAAAAAACACAAGAAGAAAAAGCACCGCCACUCUGACGAUGAAGAGAUUAAGACGACCAAAAAAUCCAAGGAGGUCACAGACGAGAUGAUGUAAAGGUCCUUUCUGCCCUUAAUCUAUGCAACAAGAAACCUUCGUCUCCUCCUACUCUGCAUACCCAAUUCCAAGCUGCUUAUGAAGCAGACUUUUUGAUGAAGGAAACUUUAAUCAGGGGAUCUAAGAAGUUUGCCAUUUCUGGAUUGUAUUUAAGAUGACUUUAUUCACCUGAACAGAUGAUCACUGAAUAAUGUAGGGUCGUGCUAUGUGAUUACGAUUGUUGCAGGAGGAAGGCAUCUGAUUAUUUUUCCUGAACUUUGUCUUCCGGUUUAUACUGCUUUCUACCACUGUAGUAUCUGAGAGCCUUUCGUGUAAAAUUGAUAGUACUAUUUAAGUCCUUACUUGCUUUCAUGGAGUCUCGGGUGCUUCUCCCCUUUCACGUUAAAAAUUCUGCUUGGGGAUGGGUUUUUGGGUUUAUUUGAUUUAAAUAUAUUAAUUUACAUUUUUGGUGUAGUGAAAAUCUCAGUCACGCUGUCAGUGUAGUGUAGGGGGCAACUUUCCAUGCUAUCUUGCUUCUUUUUUUUUAAUUCUCAUGACAUGUGAUCCUACGUGGAUCAUUGGCUCAUCUACCUAUUGCUCCAUCACAUGCACUAUAAAAUUUUGUUUCCCAGGGUUGCGUUCUGUUGGCCAGACCUGCAGUCCCAUGCCUCAGGAAGUACACACCCAUCUUCUGCCACAAAUAAGGCAGGGGUCCUACAGACAGCCUCCUUCACUACACGUCCCUGAUUCAUCCCCAGCACGGAUACAUUCUGUGCACUGAAUAAAGCAGGGAUCCUGUUAAGGGGAAAAGUAGUAUGUGAUCCUGUCACUAAAGACCAGGUCAUAAAGCAUAUGGGCAAGGUUGCUGAAUUAAGGUGGCAACCUUAAUUCUGUCAUUUCCUAACUUUUGAUUGCUUGACUUUGCAGUCUUCAGAAUGUUCUAGGAAACUACAUACACACAACUACACCCAAAGUUAAUAUUAUGUGGACCAGUCACUAAAGAGGAAAUGGGAGAGACAUUGGCAAUGAAUUUCACAGCUAUUUGAUGACAGCAGAGACUGUAGAGACUCAGAACUACUGAGUUCAAUUCCAGGUUCUGUAGGAGAAUCUUCUCAAGUGGUUCUGUACCCUUCUUCCUCUGCUUUUCCUGACCCCUUUUGCUCCACUUUCUCUGUUCCAGUCCUGACUCUUGCACCCCACCAUUUAGCUCCUUGUCCCAGUCUCCAUAUCCGAAUCUUUCCCCUCCUGUUUUCCUCUUUCUCCUCCUCCCCAGGUUCCCUGUCCCAGUUUACUCCAUCUGUUCCACACUUCACUGUGAGAAAGACCUUCAGGUGGCAUAAAGCUGGGAUAGCUCAUGCCAUGCCACCCUCACCUCCAGCAGCCAGACAGCUGUGGAAAAAACAUUAACUAAUCCUUCUAACACUCUUGUGAGGCUAGGUAUUACCCCUUUUUAAAGGUAGAGAAACUGAGGCAGGGAGAGGUAGAUGCUCUGUGAUCCCCAGACAAAUUUAUCCUUUGCAGCAGCACAUACUACUUAAAUAAAGAGCGCACUAUCACGCUCACACUUUUCAGACUGCUUUAGAUUGUGUAGUCUGAUCUCCCUCUGCAGCAGUUGCUGUGUCUGUGAGGGCAGCCUAGAAGUAUCUUUCACAUAGGUUAUGGACUCGACAGCUGUGACCUAUAAAUCACUUAAUUAUAGAUUUUUUUUUCUUGGACUCAUGUAAUCUCAGUUUUAUUUUUUGUUUACAACCACAGCUUAAAACAUGAAGGGUUUCUUCCUGUUCCCUUAUAAUUUUGAAGGAAGUGCUGCGGUUUUUGGAUUUCUUUUGUCAGAAAAAGUUUCAGUUUAAAGUUGUGGAUUUAAGUCCAGAAAUUUGGCCCCUGAAGUCCAGUGGGACUUCAUUCAGGGCACGCUUGGAGACUUACCUUGAAUCUAAGACCCGGUUUACACACAGCUGCAUGAGUUACAUUAAAUGAGUGUUUAAAUUGUAGAUGAACACAUGCAUUGGUGCUGUUGGUCAGUGAAAUUAACUGUGCUUUAGGCCAGGUGAGCUUUGGUAAACCUGACUAUUGUGUUUGAUCUACUAUAGUUAAUAGGUUUGAGAAUACAACCUGUUUGCUGUGGUGUCCACAUAAACAUCUGUUUAAUCAGUGUACUGUUGAUUAUAAAUGUUGAUCUUUGUAUUUUAUACCUGUAAUGCAUGUGGACUGGGUAUAUGUCCUUUAUUUAAAGAGCAAAUUUAUACUUGCCGUUAUGGUAAGGAAUAGCUUAUAACUAUGAACACAUUUUAAACAUGUUUCUUCCCCUUUGGCAGUGUCUACAUUGUUUUUUCUCUGAUAUUUGCAUAUCAGCUAGCUUGAAGUGUACACAAAAAUGUGGUUAGAAUUUACAAUAUAGACUUUCACAAAACCUCUUAGUAAUUGCGUGUGUGUGCUGGGAGGGGAAGAAGCUGAAGGAAAAAAAAUGUGUAAAUAGUCCUUUUCGGAUCUUGAAAUAAAAGAAAUCUCUCUUCUGGAUAGUUUAACGGUUGUGCAAACAGUAAAGAGUCUAUUUUUUUUAAAUGAAAGCACCCAGAACAUCUGAUGGAAGAGCUUGGGAUUUGUAAUGAUGUGACCUCCAUCAUCUUAAUCAUUCCAGAAAUGAUAUAUUAAAAGGCCUGUUGUCUCCAUUUGGCAGACAUUUCAGUGCUAAAUCAGUUUCUUAACGAUCUUCCCAAAAUGCAAAUUCUGGAAGUAUGCUUCUGAUGAACGCUUUGAUGUGUUAGAGCUUGUAGGUAAGUGCUGCAGGCUGCUCAGUUCUAAUGCCAAAUGGCAUUUUGAAUAAUGUUAUUUAUGAGCUUUUGAAUAGCAGUUGUUCUCUGAUGACUUGCAGUGUCUGACAUUUCUCUGGUUUAACUAAGUAACAUUAUAUAGAGCUUUGCUUAGUCAGUGUUGUGCUGAUACAAAAUAGAGAUGGGCCUGAACCAAAAGCCUGGAUACAGACACCUCUUUUGUCAGAAUAAUCCAGAUCUGAAUUUUGCAAAUAACUCCAAUCGUGAUAACAGACCAAGCUAAAGCUCCAGAGCUGAACCCCUGAACAUUAUUAUGACCACUGUCUGCUAUUCUUCUUUCAGCUAAUGCAGUCCAAAGAUAGAAGGCCUUCGAGCAGUGUUGGUCAUUUACUAGCCCACAGACUGAAGGCCUUCCGUUUGACUGGCUGAGUGUCAGCUGUUCUGUCCUGCCCUGCUCCAUGCAGGGGGCCCUGCUACUUGGCUUCAGCUCCACCCUGGGCUCCCCUGCUGGUCCUGGCUGCAGUGUCCCCAUGCUGACCUGCCUUUGAAUAUCGUCCCUCCCCUGCCCCCAGGCCGCCCUGUGCCAGUUCAGAGUAUGAAUUGCAUCUGGGGAGGGAAAGGGCCUGCUUGGUAGGGCCUGGAACUAUGUGGAGAUUUGGACAUUGCCUCAUGAGCAGCUCCCCUGCCAGGCAAGCCCCUUUUGCUCGUGACUGCAUUGCGUCCUCCGAGCCAACAUGUGCUGGCCUGGGCAUGGAGGGAUGCAAAGAAGUUGAAACUGGGACCAGGAGCAGAGUACAGGGGCUAGAGCAGCUGGGAGCCCAGGCCACAGCCAGAGCUGAGUAGCAGGACCACCCUUCAUCAGAGCUGUUAGGAGCUUGGGGUGGAGCUAGAGCUGAGUAGCAGGGCUGUCCUUGGCUAGAUAGGGAGCCAGGUAGCAAGAGUCCCCUUACAGAAGAGUCCUGAGCUGGAUGUAGACUAAGGGAAGUGGGGAUAGACAGGCUCUAGGGAAGUUGCCCCCUCUUCCCCUGGGCUUCUCCCAGCUCCCUCAGCACAGGCAGUAAUAAGGAGGCUUUUUUCUUCUGCAGCUACUCCCCCUUCCUCUUGCCACCAUUGGACUGAAAAUCCUGAUUACCCGAAUGAGCAUGGGGCCAGGGCGGCUCUAG